AUGCCACAGGAACGCGAAAUUGCUUAUGAGGGCGAAUCAGAGAUGCAAGGGGUUGAGUUGCGGAAAGGCGCGGAGUAUGCACUGGUAAACUCCGAGCCGGAGUUUACGGCGCAAGCGGCGACAAACGGCGAAGAGGAAGGGGCCCGCAUGGUGGAUAGUGAUGGGAGACGGAAGCGCAAAUUCCCGUACUGUGAUAUAAUUUCUCAUGGCGGCAUGCUCUCCGGCGCCUACAACCUUGCCUCGGUGACGCUUGGUUCUGGAAUCAUCACUCUCCCAUCCGCGUUCAACGGCACAGGCAUUGUGCUGUCCCUGAUUAUUCUUGUUUUCAUCUCCGCGGCGACGGUGUACUCAACCUACAUCUUGGCUUUGGUGGUUGAGAAGACCGGGUUUCAGGGGUAUGAGAAGCUGGCGCGCGGCCUGCUGGGGCGUGGGUGGGACUUCUGGGCGGCCUUCAAUAUGUGGAUGUUUUGCUUCGGGUCGUGUGUCUCUUACGUGAUCUCCGUGGGCGACAUGCUGACCCCUAUUCUGGACGAUCCCUCCCUGACCCCGUUCCUGCGAACAGUCUGGGGAAAGCGCUGCCUGGUGAUAGUGAUAUGGGCCUGUGUGAUGCUGCCGCUUUCGAUUCCAAAGCAAAUCAAUUCCCUGCGCUACGCCUCGGUCGUGGGUGUCUCCUUUAUGAUGUUCUUCGUCCUCACUAUUGUGGUGCACGCCGUGCGAGGGUUUGAGCAGGGAAAACCGCGCCAUGAACUGAAACUCUUUCGCUCAGGCAACGGCGUCAUCGUUGGAUUCUCGCUCUUUAUUUUUGCAUUCUUGUGCCAAACAAACUGCCUUGAGGUAUACGCAGAAAUGCGAAAACCAGCGCCCCGACGCAUGGCACGGGACACCGCACUUAGUAUGGUUGUGUGCUGCCUCCUCUACAUUCUGGCUGGCUUCUUUGGGUAUGCAGACUUUGGUGACCGCAUCACCGAUUCAAUUCUGCUCUACUACAAUGUCCGCGAGGAUCCCAUGGUUGCCGUCGCGUAUGCCGGUCUCGCCUUCAAGCUUUGCGUCGGAUUUGCCAUAUGCAUGCAGCCUUCGCGGGACUCCGUGUACCACUGCAUUGGGUGGCAUGUCACCACCAUGCCCUUCUGGAAGAACGCCGUGUGCUGCACCGCACUCUCUAUCAUUGCCCUCUUGCUAGGACUAUUUAUCCCCAGCAUCACCAUUGUCUUCAGUCUUGUGGGGAGCCUCUGCGGUGGGUUUUUGGGCUUCAUCUUCCCCUCGCUCUUCUACAUGUACGCUGGGAACUGGACCCGGAAGAGUGUCGGCUGGUCACACUACCUCGCCACGUAUUUUCUGCUCCUUUCUGGUGUUGUGGCGGUCGUUUUUGGUACCACCGCCUCCAUUUUUGGAGUCGUGCAGGAUCAUUGA
This is a messenger RNA of Trypanosoma conorhini, 1410 nucleotides long. Its product is annotated as putative amino acid transporter. The transcript has a single exon. NCBI's taxonomy places the organism in Eukaryota, Euglenozoa, Kinetoplastea, Trypanosomatida, Trypanosomatidae. Gene Ontology annotation, molecular function: amino acid transmembrane transporter activity. The record is from RefSeq and is a predicted model, not a curated record. Bases 1 to 1410 code for a protein of 469 amino acids. Gene Ontology annotation, biological process: amino acid transmembrane transport.